AUGGCACCUCUCGAUCCAAUGCGGUCUUCAAACACAUACAUGGACAUCGUUUCAAUCGCCCAUGAGAUCGAGGACAUCAGCGCCAGUACCAGUGAAGGGCACGUAAAUGGGGUGUGGCAAGCGAUUCUAGACUGGGUGUUUCCAUCUACAGAAGGGUAUAUCACCAGGGCACAAGCCCAACACACCGCGUGGGGAGGCCGGAGAGGGUUUUCGGACUUCCACACAUUUGAGUGGGACGACACCACCAAGCAACGAAUCUUUUUUCUUGUAACCCAGUGCAAGCCACAACGGAAAGAAGGCCAGGAUUCGGCCUGGCAGGACGGAGCAAACCAGCUUGGUGGUUAUCUAAGGAUGCAGCAUGGCACGAGGCCAACAAACGAACGCCGCGACGUCUAUCUUGGCUAUAGGUGA
Messenger RNA from Aspergillus steynii IBT 23096, 411 nucleotides. RefSeq lists its product as uncharacterized. The transcript is spliced from 2 exons. The record is from RefSeq and is a predicted model, not a curated record. Bases 1 to 411 code for a protein of 136 amino acids. Lineage: Eukaryota; Fungi; Ascomycota; Eurotiomycetes; Eurotiales; Aspergillaceae.